CAAUGAGUUCAGCAAGUUGACUCCCAAUCUCUCCCAAGUAAACUUUUAGGCUUCGCCUUGCCCUACCGCCUUUCAUCUAAUCGCAACCGCUAAUGGAAUCCUCCGAUCGCAACUCUUCCUUCCUCACCGCCGCAAUAUCCAAGCGGAUACGCCUUACACUUUCCCGGCAAAAAGAUCGAAUCAGUCCUCUCCCGGAUUCAAUUCUCCACCACAUCCUAUCCUUCCUUCCGACCAAAGACGCCGCCGUCACAACCUUCCUCUCAAAGAGAUGGAAACCACUCUGGCUCUCGCAACUCCUCCUCCACUUCGACGACAAAAACUUUCCACACGCUUUAGCCUUUCGCCAUUUCUUAUACUCGUUCGUAUCUCAUCGAGAUACCUCUCUACCGAUCCUUUCUUUCCACCUUAAAUGUCGCCACCGUCUCUAUCGAAAACAAGAUUUCCACAAUUUUGUUUCUUCAGCACUUAAUCGACGAGUUCAAAACCUAACCAUCGAUCUCCGUCACUCGUUUUCAUCUCCCAUCACUGCGAAAACGUUGCUAGUUCUUAAAUUGAGGAUGCUAACAUUCGAUAAAACUCCAUUAGUUUAUCUUCCAUCGCUCAAACUCCUUCAUCUGGAAUCUGUCAACUUCCGAAAUCAUGAAUAUCUCUGCAGACUUCUGUUAGGAUGUCCACUUCUAGAAGAGCUGGAAGUAAAGGAUUCAAUAGUAAAUACACUUGAUCGUCAGUGUCGACGAGUUGCCGGCUUAUCCAAUUUAAUCAGAGCUAACAUUUCUGAUAUUCAUAUUGAUCUUAAUUGGCUUCAUAACGUUGAACAUCUCCGUCUUCAAGUGGAUGAACCCUCAAUAGUAGAUUGCAUGUUUCACAAUUUAACUCGCAUGGAGGUUAUAUUUGACUUUACGUGGGAAAUGCGAAUGAAGAAAUGGACAUGGCUGAUAAAACUGCUUCAAAAUUUUCCCAAGCUUGACACUCUCAUUAUUCAUGAUGUUGAUAUUUUAAAGGACUUUUGUGACGAAAUUUGGGAGGAUCCUGAAAUUGUUCCAAAAUGCUUUUUAUCUCAUCUUACAACAUGCUCACUUAGAAAUUACAGCCGCAUAAAUUGGGAGUUUCAAUUUGCAAAAUAUAUAAUGGAGAAUUCAAGAGUACUGAAAACCAUGACAAUUCAGAGUGCGAAAUUUGUAGAUACAAGAACAAAGCUCCAAAUGCUAAUGGAAUUAUCUUUGUGUACUAGAAAUUCAACCACAUGUAAACUUUUGUUGAUAUGA
This is a messenger RNA of Lathyrus oleraceus (garden pea), 1265 nucleotides long. Its product is annotated as FBD-associated F-box protein At4g10400-like. Gene Ontology annotation, molecular function: protein binding. The transcript has 3 exons. The record is from RefSeq and is a predicted model, not a curated record. Bases 93 to 1265 code for a protein of 390 amino acids. NCBI's taxonomy places the organism in Eukaryota, Viridiplantae, Streptophyta, Magnoliopsida, Fabales, Fabaceae.